Opisthorchis viverrini is the source of this 369-nucleotide messenger RNA. RefSeq lists its product as hypothetical. The coding region runs from base 1 to 369 and encodes 122 amino acids. The record is from RefSeq and is a predicted model, not a curated record. NCBI's taxonomy places the organism in Eukaryota, Metazoa, Platyhelminthes, Trematoda, Opisthorchiida, Opisthorchiidae. The transcript is spliced from 2 exons.
AUGCUGUUUAGCACGGAAGCGCUUAUCGGGUUGUCAGAACAAUGGGCCAAACCUUUUCCCUCCAUUUGGAGUCUGACAUUUAGCAAAAGGCGCUCUUGUCAUCUGCUAGUGCAACAUUAUAUUAACUGGCCCUCAUUCUUACACCAAUCUCACCCCUCAGCAGCUCGCCUGGGAUACGUUUGUAGAUUUUAUUGCGAUCGACUUCAUUUUUUUCCAUCAGUCAAACCACAUUUUGUUAUCGAAGCUGGUGAUGCGGCCGAUACGGUUAAGCAACAGGAACAGAAAGAACAAAUGAUUACAACUUGUUCGACAGAAACAAUCACCUUUCACAGAACCGACCUUUCACAAGAAACCGCUCAAAACUACUGA